Aegilops tauschii subsp. strangulata is the source of this 1676-nucleotide messenger RNA. RefSeq names its product squamosa promoter-binding-like protein 7. Gene Ontology annotation, cellular component: nucleus. The record is from RefSeq and is a predicted model, not a curated record. NCBI's taxonomy places the organism in Eukaryota, Viridiplantae, Streptophyta, Magnoliopsida, Poales, Poaceae. Gene Ontology annotation, molecular function: DNA binding.
CUGCCUCUGCGGGCAGAUCCCACCUGUCAGUACGGCGCUGCCGUGCCUUCCAGACCAGCCACCAGUGCGCUGCUCCUCCCCGGGGAGCUCGCCUCGCCUCGCGAGCGAGCGGCCUUUCCCAGCUUUUAUAUCGGCCAAGCGCCAGUGGGAUAACCUACCUCUGCCUGUACUUACAGCAGGAGCCGCGCCGUCGCCGCCAUUUCCACUUGCUCGUUUACUUGCCGGCCGCAACGGUUCUAGCCUAGCCACCGUGGGUUUCCUUGCUGGCCGGAGGAAGAACGGCGUGUGUGUUCCGUUGGGGCAAGGGCAUGGAAGGAGACGGCGACGCUAGGUCGAGAGCGACACUGGCCUGGGAUCUCGGGGUGCAGUGGGCUCCCGCCGCCUCGGCUGCUUACCCGCAGCAUUUCCUGCCGCCGCCGGGGGUGGCUAGCCAGCAGCAGCACAUGCAGCAGGAGCUCACUAGCCUCAAGCUGGGGAAGCGCCCGUGCUCCUUGGGCGGCUGCCAGGUGGCUGUGGCUCAGGUCGACGGGAGCGGAGGCGGCGGCGGGCGUGCCGUGGUGGAGGGCAAGAGGAAGGAGAAGGCGGCCGGGGCGGCGGCAACGGCGGCCAUGCCGAGGUGCCAGGUGGAAGGGUGCCACAUGGCGCUGGCGGGGGCCAAGGAGUACCACCGGCGGCACAAGGUGUGCGAGGCGCACUCCAAGGCGCCCAGGGUCAUCGUGCACGGCGCCGAGCAGCGCUUCUGCCAGCAAUGCAGCCGCUUCCACGCGAUGGCGGAGUUCGACGACGCCAAGCGGAGCUGCCGGCGACGGCUAGCCGGGCACAACGAGCGGCGCCGGAAGAGCAACGCCAGCGACGCCAUGGCCAGGGGCUCUGCGCACGCGCACGGGGUGGCGUCGUUGGUGCACGGCUUCGCGCCGUACGGCGGCCUGCCGACGUCCCCGGCUGGUGCUCUCUCUCUUCUGUCAUCGGCCAGAGCCGCCCCCUGGCUAGUUCCGACGACGCCCGGCGACGUAUUCUCCGCCCGCUCCAGCAGCGCCGCGCUGGACGAGCUCAUCGCCGAGAACCGCGCGGCGCUCCUGGCGUGCCACUUCUUCCCCCAGCGCUCGGCCGCCCGGCCGGCCGCGGCAGAGAUGGCGCCCGCCUGGCACCAGGCGCACCAGCAGGCCCCGCCUGGCCACGCGGUGGCGGGCAAUGGUGCCGGCCGAGACCACGGAGCUCCUCCUCCAGAGGGGCACGUCACCCUCGACCUCAUGCAGGCGCCCGGCACGGCAGGCUUGCCCUUCCGGCCCAUGGCGCAGGGCAGGCCAGCCGAGGACGGCGACGCGGGCCGUGGCUCGGGCGUGUGGACGCCUCUGCAGGGUGCCCACGCCGUCUGAGCUCGCCACAUGGUGCAAUUACGUAUACCAGUACGCGGCAUGGGCGCGGCUGGGGCUUUGGUCGUUGUGUCGACCGUGCAAUCAACUUGAGUUGAACAACAGUGUACUGUCUGUCUUGUAGCGGGUGCUAGCUGCAUCCUCUUCUUUUUUUUCUCCCCCGACAAAGCGCCCCAAGUAAAUUCUGGUCCUGAAUUCCAACUCGGAUUAAUUUGAGAUCAUGGGCGGUCGGUCUUGCAUGCUGUCAUUCUGGUUUCUCUGUAGAUACGGGGUGAACUGAAUGGAAAAGUUGCAACCAUCACA